Paralichthys olivaceus (Japanese flounder) is the source of this 1926-nucleotide messenger RNA. The record is from RefSeq and is a predicted model, not a curated record. NCBI's taxonomy places the organism in Eukaryota, Metazoa, Chordata, Actinopteri, Pleuronectiformes, Paralichthyidae.
UGGUUGCUAGGUAAAUUGGCUGAUAACUAGACGGUGUGGUGGAGGGCGCUGCGGGACGUGCGGGAAACACACGGAGGAUGGACUCUGGUCGCAGUGGAAGCAUCUGCAGGGGUUUCUUAAGCGGCUCUUGCAUAUUUGGUCCAAGGUGUCAUUAUCGUCAUGAGUGGCCAGUCAUACCAUCAUCCCAAAUAUGUAGACACUUUCAGAAAGGUGGAUGCUGGUAUGGCGAUCGCUGCAGGUUUAUCCAUAUCCUCCCACCUGAAGCGGAUGCAGCUGUUGCAGGUAGAAGGAGUUCGGCGCCUACAGUCUCCUCCUCACACGUUGCCCACGCUCAGCCUGACAGAAGAGGGUCAGAGCCUGCUCUUCUGCAGGCUGAGGUGACGUCCAGGCAGGAAUGCAGCAGAUCAGAGGGGGUGUUUCAUAUCUCAGAUCCUCAACGCAACACUGGACGUCUGCCAAUAAAUAUUACUGUGGAACAAACACAUGAUACUGAAUCUCUAACUGCUUCUCGGGAAUCGGUCCAAAGAUCAGAUGCUGCUGAAGCGGUGGCAUGUGAUGGAAGAAAUGAGCAGCAGACCUCUUCAGCAGACACAACAGAGGAGGGGGCUACAGCUGCAGCCUUUGCAACACAGGGGGAAGUAGAGGAAAGGGAGUCUUUUCUCAAGAGUAAAAACAUGACGUGUGGUAUCUGCAUGGACAAAGUCUACGAAAAAACUGAACUAAGCGACCGACUUUUUGGAAUAUUGCCAAACUGCAAUCACUCCUUCUGUUUAAAAUGUAUAAGGACCUGGAGGAAAACAAAAGACUUUGGGCCGGACGUGGUAAAGAGCUGCCCACAGUGUCGAGUGAGAUCUGCCUUUUACGUGCCAAACAAAUACUGGGUUGAAGGGAAGGAAAAGGAAAGUGUAAUUGCUGGCUUUAAAGAGAAAUGCAGAAAGAAAAGCUGCAGUUACUUUGCACGAUACAGAUGCUGUCCCUUUAAAACGGAGUGCCUUUAUCGACAUGAUAAACCUUCACGUCGAAGAUCAUUCCAGUAUCCUACAGAUGAUAUCGAAGACUUUGUGGGUUUAGCCCUGCUGGAUUUUUUCAUGGACAUGGCCCUUGGUGUUGAGGAGGAUGAUGAUGAUGACGACUUUGAGGCCUAUCACUCUCUUUUGGAGUACGAAUUCUAAGCUUUUUUUUUUCGUUCUUCUUGUCACUGCCUGAAACCACUGAUGGGGGCCUCGUCUUUACGUAAUCAUUGGUCCCAGGAGAACACACAGUUGUGUUUUGACCCUUCUGCCCUCCUUGUAUUAGUACUGAAUGUUUGAGUUGCCAUGAACAGGACAAAGAGAAACAACCACGCACCAUUGAGUGUGUUCAUGUUAUUGAUUAGUCCGACUACAGCAUACAAUUCAACCACAGACGAACUAAUCAGUGAAAUUAGCUUCUACUGUCUGCUUGAAAAUGAAAAUAAGUACACUUACCUUUUCAUGGCACACGGUUUGUUGACCCUACCUCCUAGAUACAAAAAAAACAAGAUUUGUCCUCUCUAAUAAUUUUGUGUUUAGUCUCUGGCAUCCUGAUUAUAAGGGUUCACCCUCCCAUGGCUGUCGUUCUUCAAAUAUGUUGCAGAUUGUCAAAUUCCCCCAGAACCUCUCCAUGGAUUAAUAAGAGCGCUAACCUGUGACCUCUCUGUGAACAAAUUGCACCAAAUAGAUAUUUUAAAAGUGUUAUGUGAUUGAAAGUUUUAAUCGUCUGAAGAUAAAAAGUGUACUGUACCCCUUCUUCCUGAUGUCCACAACUGAAAAUACCUGUCUCAAGGGGUAGUAACGAAAACCAUUUCCUGGUUUAGGCUUGAAUACAAAUUGUUAAGAUUUUAUUUCUUUUAAACAAGUUGUACUUGUACACGUAAAAUAAAACAUUGCUUCACAUUGUCUCACUAAA